Cyprinodon tularosa is the source of this 2384-nucleotide messenger RNA. It is a transcript of the gene il11b, whose product is annotated as interleukin 11b. Gene Ontology annotation, cellular component: cytoplasm. The record is from RefSeq and is a predicted model, not a curated record. Gene Ontology annotation, molecular function: cytokine activity; growth factor activity. Gene Ontology annotation, biological process: positive regulation of cell population proliferation; positive regulation of MAPK cascade. The coding region runs from base 64 to 657 and encodes 197 amino acids. NCBI's taxonomy places the organism in Eukaryota, Metazoa, Chordata, Actinopteri, Cyprinodontiformes, Cyprinodontidae. The transcript is spliced from 5 exons.
CACACGUACAGUACUCACACUGGACUCAGAGGGACUUUUGUUUACUACAGCAGCAGCCGAAAGAUGAAAUUAAUUCCUGAGACCUUCUCUUGUCUGUUCCGACUGCUGCUCCUGACUGAGCUAAUUGUUCAGUCUUCAUCUCUUCCCACCCACAGCUCCUCCCACUGUGGAUUUUUUGGACAAAUGAUACAUCAGGUGGAAAGUUUGAUGAACUUAUCCAAAAAAAUGCAUGAGUUGAGAAAUGAAGAACUGCAACAUUUUGAAGAAGUCCCAGUAAAGCUGGAAAAUCUGCCUGAUUUGCAUUACACUGCUAGCCAUUUAAGGAAACUAAAGGUCAAUGAAACCCUAACCCUGCUGCAUACGUACACUCAGUCUUUCAGACUCCAUAUUGACUGGUUGAAAGAUGCAAAAGAAAAUUUCAGUUUGCCUUUCCAGACUGAAGUGAGCGCCAGUUCUCAUCUACUGCACUUGUCCAACCUCAUUAAAAGAUGUCUUCAUCCGCCAAACGAAAGUGGUCUUCAGUCUACUGUUCCCCACCUUCCUGUUGUCUCCACCGCCUUUGAAACCCUAUUGUACUCCAUAGAAAUCUCAGACAGGUUAAACGUCUUCUGUGUGUGGUCAAAGAGAAUCUUACGGUACAUCCACAGGCAUUCUUAAAAAAGAAAAAAAAAGGUGUAUGGUACUUUCAGAGGCAGUACUGAUGCCGUGGGUAUUAUGCCAACGUCAUCAGAAAACCACUGUUCACCCCAGAAUGUUUUGAAGCAGUAUUAUGUCAUGCUAGUGGACUACCUCAAGAUGGCAGAGUUAGAUAACCCACCAUGUUGGUGCUGACCGAGAGAAUAGACGAUUUAUUAUCCUCCUUCUUUUACAAGCACAACUUCAGUUUAGCUUAGAAAUGUGACUCCACUUAUUUAUGAGACAGAGUAAAAACUCACAGGCACUCAAAACAAAAACACAUUUUAAAACUUUGCCAGAUCUUUUUUUCAUUAUGGUUGCAAAAACAGUUUGUUCUUAUACAUAAUGGUGUAUUUUGGGGAAUAUGUUUGAAAGGAAAUUGUCUUAGAUGCACAUCCAAUCACAGCCUCACAUAGGAAUGUUUUCUCAAUAACUUUAGCAUAUUUAACCCCAUAGAAUCUAAAACAUAACAUAAUUGUCAGAAUUUUCUAAUUUCUGAACCUAGAGUCUUUCUUGAACUUUCAGACAAAUACAAACAAGAAUGAGAUCUAAUUGUGUAAAUAGGAUUUCAUAUCAUUUGUGAUACAUUUUUGUGUAAUUUAUUAUGCAUUUUCUGUUCACUACAUGCAGCUGAUUGUGACAGUUAGAUUUUUAAAGAAAAAACAUGUUUAUGUGGAGGUCUAAAAAUCAGUUAUGAUAAAUCUGGGGUUACAGGGUUAAACCAUGCUCACACAUUGAAGGCAACACCAUCACCAUGUUGUCAAACAGUUUGCAGAACUUUUCAUGAUCAGUAGAUUAGACAAAAACAAAAUUUCCCUGUUGACACAUUAAUUAUUUGCUGUAUCAAUAUUUUCUGUUAGUGUUUGCACUUACCAUGCAGAAAGUGUUUUUGGUUUAUCAUUUUUAGGAAGAGUUUUUAAAGUGUCUUGAAUUUGCAGAUUUUGGUAGAGCUUCCAUUCAUGUGUCUAGUCUAAAGACCAAAAACUGAAAACAAAAACAACUGUGCUCAAAAUAUUUAAAUAAAUUUAAAUAGAAUAGCUUCAUUCUUACUCUGCCAUCACUAUGUUUCAGCUAUGUGCCUGAUGGUUGAUAAUCAGCAGCAAAGGUGCAAAAUUUAAAGUUGGAGUUUUUAGUAGAAUUUGCAGCCUGACUCAGACUGUUCUUUGCUUACAUAUAAAAGCUGUUUCUGAUGCCAUUAUUGCCUCUUGCUGGAUUGGCAUGAAUAUUUCAGCAUUUUCUUGAACGUUUGCCAAAUAGAGAGAGUUGAUUCUUUUUGAAAAAGCUUAUCUAAGCUUAGGGCAUGAGUGGAAAGCCUCUUAAUGUUACCAGCAUGACCCAGUAUCAUUUCUACAUGUUUUAACUGGUAUGAAUGGUGCAUUGUUUACAAAGGAUUUUUCUUUAAACAGGUUGUCAUGGUUAUUUAACAUAAAGCAGAAUGUAGGUUUAUCUCAUUAGUUUAAGAAAAAUAAUGUUUUCUUUUACAUGUAGCCGUUUAAACUGUACUUAUGCACUGUGCCGAGGUCCCGUCAUCUGUGACCUUUUCUUCCACUGAGACUGUUUACAUGGACAGUGCCUGACAGGUAUUGAUUGGAACACUGAACCAAGUGGCAAAAAAUAUGCAUUGUGUAUUAACUCUUUAGUUUAUUUUUUUUCUUUUUUAUCUAUUUAGAUUGCUAUUUAUCAGUUUUUUUUGUUUAUUUUUUUUAUAU